Diatraea saccharalis (sugarcane borer) is the source of this 3393-nucleotide messenger RNA. The record is from the annotation of a GenBank genome assembly. Lineage: Eukaryota; Metazoa; Arthropoda; Insecta; Lepidoptera; Crambidae.
GUCAUAACGUCGCGCGUGUACGUACGUCGCGGAGAAGACGAUUUUGGUUGUUCUAAAUUUUGAAUGACUUGUGACGAAAAUAGUAUAGUGAAAUGAUAUUGAUAGAUCGAUAAAACAAAGGUUAUUUUCCUUAUAAUUAAUAAAAUCAGUGUUUAUAUCAGUAUUCAGUGAGUACCAUUAUGAACUUUGAGGACUAUGAAACUCUUCCGACCAGUCAAAAUUUUACCACACACAUGACCGCUGGAGCGAUUGCAGGGGUGAUGGAGCAUUGCAUAAUGUAUCCCCUCGAUUCAGUAAAGACACGGAUGCAGUCGCUGCGUACGGCGCACAACAGCACCAUCGUUGAGACCUUCCGGUACAUGGUACAAAGAGAAGGAUUACUCAGGCCCGUGCGUGGCAUGUCGGCGGUGGUGUUGGGCGCUGGCCCCGCGCACGCAUGUUUCUUCGCCACCUACGAGCACAGCAAACAGACCCUCGCCCAUCUCACCAGGCAUCGCCACGAGCAUCUCACACACGGUCUCUCAGGCUGUCUGGCGUCCUUGGUACACGAUGCAGUAUCAAAUCCUGCUGAAGUGGUAAAGCAACGGCUACAGAUGUUGAACUCUCAAUAUCGCGGUGUGUGGGAGUGCGCGCGGCACGUGUACCGGACAGAGGGACUGCGGGCUUUCUAUCGCUCGUACGCUACACAGGUCGCCAUGAACGUUCCCUUCCAGGCGUUGCACCUAGUCACGUAUGAGUGGUGUCAGUCGCGGCUAAACUCGGCCCGCACGUACGAUCCGCGCGCGCACGCACUCAGCGGCGCGUGCGCCGGCGCACUCGCCGCCGCCGCCACAACGCCGCUAGACGUCUGCAAAACAGUGCUCAACACACAGGAGUCUACAGCGCGCGCGGAUGGUCUCAUAGAAGCGGCGACGCAAGUGUGGCGCGUCACCGGCCCGCUCGGGUUCUUCAAGGGUGUGCAGGCCCGAGUGUUGUACCAAAUGCCCGCUGCUGCCAUCUGCUGGCUCACAUACGAGACCAUCAAGCAUGCACUCGCUAAGAUUGAACCGAGUGAAGACAACGGGCCAAGUGUCGCGGCCUCCACCCCGUCGCCGCUCGCUGCUCUUCGCCUCGCCGCUGCUGAGCCACACGUAACACACGUGGCAUCUGCACCCACGCUCACGCGCUCAUAAGUGUCACCAGUGACCGAACCGACCCAUUACUAUCAUUCCAGGGCAGGCCCGGAUCUACGAUUUUUAUUAACCGGGGCAGAAACUUCGUAUGGCGCCCUUCUUCUAACCCUCCUUACGCUCGAUUUUUAUAUUACUAUAUUUUUGCAGUGCAAGAGUUUUUUCAUUUAUUAUAAUGUGAUGUAUGGAUGUGAUAAAUGAAUGAGUGUCGAGAGAUUUGAGAAGCUCGUUUUUUUAAUUAGGUAUUAAAUAAUGAUGAUGUUGGCGACCUCGGAUAUUGGCGCCCGGGGCAAGUGCCUCCACUUUCCCCCUCCCCCUCCCUAGGUCCGGGCCUGUUCCAGGGCUACCGUUUUGUUAAUAUUAGUUUUUGUAUUAUAAAGCGCCACGAAUUAUAUUUUAAAGAACAAGUUAUGUUUUGAAAGUGAGCGAUAUAUCAUAUAUUUACCCGUAUUGUAUGUAUUUUAAUUUUUAGAUUACUUAUUUACUAUGUUUCGCUGUUUUUGUUAUUUAAUUUUACUUUUAUGAAUGGGCUUACGGUCGUUUUUAUCGCUGGAUGUCGCCAUAGCGGAAUUACUGACGAGAGUGAAAAGUUUAGUGAUGGUAUAAAAUGGUAGCCUUGAUUCCCGUUAGUGACCUAUUUCGGCAGACUAUCAAUAUGAAAUAUUAUCGAUUCAUCGAUUUGUAAAUAAUAUCUCCCUGGGAAAAUUUAUUUUUGUUGCACUUUAUGGUCGGUUCGGGUCGGUGGGACGGGGCGAGGCAUGAUUUUUUUUCAUUACCGGCGUUACUCGUGUGUUUAUUUAUAUGUUCGAAUGAUAUAGUGGCAGGGCACCCUCGCCUCGGCCCUGGCUGUGAUGGUGAAAGACAUUCGCGUGUCUUUAUCUGUAUUAUAAUAAUAAUAGAUAUAUGGGAGUCUGUACAUAGUCGCAGUGGCGAGCCACUAUAAAUUUCUCGAGGUGAUCUAGAAGUGGUCGUCUCUUUGUCUCCCUCACAUCCCCCUUGCCUUUCCCACUUGCGUCGAACGCAAUGUUGGGGGGAGAACGGGCUCACGCGUUGUAUAUAUAAUUAUUUGAUAUUAUUCGUGCACAAGUUUAGAUUGGUUAUAAAAAAUUGAAUGUCAAUUUUAAAAUUGGUAAUCUAUAAUAGCUCUCGGUCGCGUCGAAUUUGAGAUUAUGUAGUGAGACGAGACUAAGCGUUGCCCCCCGCGCGGUGUCGUGGUACGGAGACGUGGUCGCGUGGUACGGGGGCGGCUCGCUGGGCGAGCACAGUGAGAUGCUGUUUCGACUCUAGUGAGAUUAGACUAGUGUGACACGUGACGUCGACUGUACACCAUGUACGCUGAUCCAACGUCUGUUGAAUAUUGACGCUGUGGAAACGUUUAUUGAUGAUUAUGAUAAAUUUAUAUUUUUAAUAAAAGUCCCGUGUGAGUCCUCUCUGAGGUCAGUUCUCGCCGCGAUCACCGUACAUGCCGUAUGACGUGCAUUUUGUUGUUGUUUUUGUUUGUAAAUGUGUAGUCGCGUUGUGACGUUCGCCAAUCAGCUCGCCGCCUACAGUCAUACAGUAACCAAUAGGGAUGACAAAAAAAAAGUAAUUCUAUUUAGUCCGUCAGUCAGAGAUUACAAUACUAGAUUCGUAUUUGUUUUGCUUCAAUUUAGACAAGAAAGUUUUUUAGAUGAUAGGCAUCAAAGUUGAGGAGUGGGGACUCGCUUCAUCCCAGUUUUGUAGAAAAUGUACAAAAGCGUGACGUCAUGCGACGUUUCAACUCAAUUUAUGGCCGUAAUUUAUUGAUUACGCAAAUAAUACGUGUUUAAUAUUAAUAAUCUACCUGACGGACAAACAAAACAAAAUUAGUUAUCCCUAUUUCUUCAGACGUAUAUUGAUUUGAUUGAACGUCGUAUUACCGCCUGGAUUUAUUCAUUAACAUAUUUACCGCUUCGAUGUAAAUACUAACCGACCCCGUCUAGUGUGUAAGCUCGUGACUGAAAGCGGUGACGGCGAGCGGCCAAGCGUGACCAGUAAAUACGUUAUGUUUGUGUACAUUAUUAUGUAAUAAACUGUAUUUGUUAUAUUUAUGAGUAUUAUUGUAAAGUCAAAAGAGAAAUUUGAAGUUAAGAGUUUGUUCCAAUAUUUGUAUAUUAGUGUCGCGACGAGGAACUCGUUGCGGACGUGGAAAUCGAAAAAAAUGUGCAAAUUAAAAAAAUAUUAAUGAAAUAAACAGUUGGACAAU